Labeo rohita (rohu) is the source of this 7864-nucleotide messenger RNA. RefSeq names its product calcium channel, voltage-dependent, L type, alpha 1S subunit, b (gene cacna1sb). Gene Ontology annotation, molecular function: high voltage-gated calcium channel activity; calcium ion binding. The record is from RefSeq and is a predicted model, not a curated record. Lineage: Eukaryota; Metazoa; Chordata; Actinopteri; Cypriniformes; Cyprinidae. Bases 228 to 5792 code for a protein of 1854 amino acids. The transcript is spliced from 45 exons. Gene Ontology annotation, cellular component: voltage-gated calcium channel complex; membrane. Gene Ontology annotation, biological process: calcium ion import across plasma membrane.
AAUGCUCCCUGCCCCUCCAAUGCCUCCUUGUCUGGUGUAGGUUUGCAGCAGGGGCCAGGGCCAAGAAGGUACACUGUGCCUUCUCAGCGAGGGCGAGAUGGUGGAUGAAGCUUAGGACCAUACAAAAGCUCUGACCUGGACUUAAAAAGACCAAGGAUUUGCUAAACUAGGAAUUUCAUUUCAGGUUUUGAUUCUUUUUUUGUGGGAAUUGAGAUUUCACACUCAAAAUGGAGUCAGGAGGUGGUGGUGCCGGUGGCGGUGCUGGGGUGGCAGCUUUAGCCUCGUUCAUCAUGAAUGAAGAAGAACUAAAGAGAAAACAAAGGGAGAAACUCAAGAAACUGCAGGCCACCGGAGGAAACCCUCGACCGCCACGUUCCUUGUUCUUCUUCACGCUCAAAAACCCUUUCAGGAAGACCUGCAUCAACAUUGUGGAAUGGAAACCUUUUGAAAUCAUUAUCCUGCUAACUAUCUUCGCUAACUGUGUAGCUUUGGCUGUGUUUCUGCCCAUGCCUGAAGAGGACACCAACAACACCAACUUAACAUUGGAGAGUCUGGAGUACAUCUUCCUAGUCAUUUUCACUCUGGAGUGCUUCCUAAAGAUAGUAGCGUAUGGGCUCCUAUUCCAUGAAGGAGCCUAUUUACGAAAUUGUUGGAACAUAUUAGACUUCGUCAUUGUGUUCAUGGGACUCUUCACACUUGUUGUGGACACCAUCAACACAAUAGCAGGAGUUCCCAAAGAGAAAGGAGGAGGGUUUGAUAUGAAGGCUCUUAGAGCAUUUCGUGUCUUGCGACCGCUGCGACUCGUAUCGGGAGUUCCCAGCCUCCAGGUGGUAAUGAGCUCUAUUCUGAAGUCCAUGUUGCCCCUCUUCCACAUUGCAUUGCUGGUCUUCUUCAUGGUCACCAUUUACGCCAUUAUGGGUUUGGAGCUGUUCAAGUGUAAAAUGCACAAGACAUGCUACUACCAGGGCACUAAUAUCAUUGCCAUCAGGGAGAAUGAGAAGCCGUCACCAUGUGCUCAGGCUGGACACGGGCGUCGAUGCACCAUUAAUGGCACUGAAUGUCGGGGAGGUUGGCCUGGUCCCAACUUUGGCAUCACCCAUUUUGACAACUUCGGCUUUGCCAUGCUCACAGUCUUUCAGUGUAUCACAAUGGAGAGCUGGACUGAUGUGCUUUACUGGAUUAAUGAUGCUAUGGGGAAUGACUGGCCCUGGAUCUACUUCCUGACUCUGAUACUUGUGGGCUCCUUCUUCAUCCUCAACCUUGUCCUUGGAGUACUGAGCGGGGAGUUUACUAAAGAGAGGGAAAAGUCACGGUCACGAGGAGAGUACCAAAAGCUACGGGAGCGACAACAAAUGGAUGAGGAUCUGAAAGGUUACAUGGAAUGGAUCACUCAUGCUGAAGUGAUGGAUGGAGAUUCUGAGGCACUUCUUCUUCUUAGAAAGGACACUGAUUCAGAGACAGACAGUUUGUACCAGAUGGAGGGGAUCAACAGGCUGAUCUAUUUCUACCGCCUUGCACGCCGCUGGAACAUUGUUUUACGUAGGAAGUGUCAUGCCUGGGUGAAAUCUAAAUUCUUCAACUGGUGGGUUCUCCUUGUUGUGUUACUCAACACUUUGGUCAUUGCGACGGAGCAUCAUAACCAGACUGAGGGGUUAACAAGUUUUCAAGACACUGCCAACGUAAUCCUACUCGUCUGUUUCACGAUUGAGAUGGUUAUGAAGAUGUAUGCAUUUGGUCUGAGAGCCUACUUUAUGUCCAUCUUCAACCGAUUUGACUGCUUUGUGGUCACAAUUGGAAUACUGGAGAUCAUCCUGGUCGCAUCGAACAUCAUGACACCACUAGGGAUCUCUGUGAUGAGAUGCAUACGACUCCUACGGUUAUUCAAGCUCACAAGGUACUGGACAUCACUUAAUAACUUAGUGGCAUCCUUACUCAACUCAGUGAAAUCCAUCGCCUCCCUGCUCCUGCUUCUCUUCCUCUUCAUUGUCAUCUUCGCCCUCCUGGGAAUGCAGGUGUUUGGUGGGAAAUUCAACUUCCCUGACAGAGUGAUUCAACGGAGUAACUUUGACAACUUCCCACAAGCCCUCAUCAGUGUGUUCCAGGUCCUAACUGGAGAGGAGUGGGACUCGAUUAUGUACAAUGGAAUCAUGGCUCAUGGUGGACCUCAAUCCCCAGGAAUUCUUGUCAGCAUUUACUUCUUAAUUCUGUACGUCUGUGGAAACUUCGUUCUUUUGAAUGUGUUCUUGGCCAUCGCUGUGGACAAUCUAGCCGAGGCUGAGAGUCUGACAGCAGCACAGAAAGAAAAAGCAGAGGAGAAAGCCCGAAGGAAACUCAUGAGGACAUUGCCAGAGAAGAGUGAGGAGGAGAAGGCCCUGAUGGCUAAGAGACUAAUGGAGUCCAGGUCAAAAACUGAGGGAAUGCCCACCACGGCAAAGCUCAAGAUAGAUGAGUUUGAAUCAAAUGUUAAUGAAGUGAAAGACCCCUUCCCUCCUGCAGACUUUCCAGGUGAUGAUGAGGAAGAGGAACCAGAGAUCCCAAUCAGCCCCAGACCCAGACCCAUGGCCGACCUGCAGCUCAAGGAGACAGUGGUUCCCAUGCCUGAGGCCAGCUCCUUCUUUAUCUUUGGCCCACAGAACAAGUUCCGAAAGAUUUGCCACAGGAUCAUCAACCACACAACCUUCACCAACAUCAUCCUCCUCUUCAUCCUCCUCAGCAGUAUCUCCCUGGCUGCUGAAGACCCCAUCGACCCCCAUUCAUUCCGUAACAAGGUCUUGGCUUAUGCCGACAUUGUCUUUACGACUGUCUUCACCAUUGAAAUUGUGCUAAAGAUGACAGUUUAUGGAGCGUUCCUGCAUACUGGCUCUUUCUGCCGAAACUCCUUCAACAUUUUGGAUCUCAUUGUUGUGGGUGUUUCCCUCUUGUCCAUGGGCAUGGAGUCGAGUACCAUCUCAGUGGUGAAGAUUCUCAGGGUAUUGAGGGUACUAAGACCUCUAAGGGCCAUCAACAGAGCUAAAGGGUUAAAGCACGUGGUUCAAUGUAUGUUUGUGGCCAUAAAAACCAUUGGUAAUAUUGUCCUGGUCACCAUGCUCUUGGACUUCAUGUUUGCCUGCAUUGGAGUGCAGCUCUUCAAGGGCGAAUUGUACUAUUGUACAGACCCUCUUCAAAAGACAGCAGAGGAGUGUCAGGGAACAUUUUUAAAGCAUGUGCAAAACUCUCUUCAUGACAUGGAGGUCGAUCGGCGCAAGUGGGUCAACAGCGAUUUCAACUUUGACAACGUGCUGAACGGCAUGCUGGCUCUGUUCACCAUCUCCACAUUUGAGGGCUGGCCAGAGAUCCUGUAUAGAGCUAUAGACUCAAAUGCAGUUGACACUGGCCCUUUGUACAAUAACCGUGUGGGCAUCUCCAUAUUCUUUAUCAUCUACAUCAUCAUCAUCGCCUUCUUCAUGAUGAACAUCUUUGUGGGCUUCGUCAUCGUCACUUUCCAAAAACAAGGAGAGCAGGAAUACAAAAACUGUGAGCUGGACAAGAACCAGCGUCAAUGUGUACAGUAUGCACUGAAAGCACGGCCCCUCAAAUGCUACAUCCCAAAGAACCCGCACCAGUACCGUGUGUGGUACUUUGUGACUUCCUGUUACUUUGAGUAUCUCAUGUUCUUUCUCAUCAUGCUCAACACGCUGUGUCUUGGGAUGCAGCACUGCAACCAGUCCGAUCAUAUAACCAAACUCUCUGACACUCUUAACCUCAUCUUCACUGUCCUGUUCACUGUUGAGAUGAUUGUCAAACUCAUUGCAUUCAAAGCAAAGGGUUACUUUGGAGACCCUUGGAACGUCUUUGAUUUCGUCAUCGUGGUCGGUAGCAUUGUUGACGUGGUCCUCAGUGAGGUUGACGCUGCGCUGGAGGCCAGUGGAGGACUGUGGUGUCUACAUGGUUGUGCUGAAGUGAAUCCAAUGCAGGCAAUAGCUGAUGCAGAAAAUGUCAGAGUUUCCAUCACGUUCUUCCGGCUGUUCCGUGUGCUGCGUCUCAUUAAACUGCUCAAUCGCUCAGAGGGGAUCAGGAAUCUUCUGUGGACCUUUAUCAAGUCCUUCCAGGCACUGCCUCAUGUGGCUCUUCUCAUUGUCAUGCUCUUCUUCAUCUAUGCUGUCAUAGGGAUGCAGAUGUUUGGUAAAGUUGCUCUGGUCGAUGGUACAGAGAUUAAUCGCAACAAUAACUUCCAAACUUUCCCUCAAGCUGUGUUGUUAUUAUUCCGUGUUGCCACUGGAGAGCAGUGGCCUAAAAUCAUGCUGGCCUCUAUGUACGGGAAACUCUGUGACCCCAAAUCAGACUACGGCCCUGGAGAGGAGUAUACCUGCGGCUCCAGCAUCGCCAUCUUCUACUUCCUCAGCUUUUAUAUGCUGUGUGCAUUUUUGAUUAUCAAUCUGUUUGUGGCUGUCAUUAUGGACAAUUUUGAUUACCUCACUCGUGAUUGGUCAAUCCUUGGCCCACAUCACCUGGAUGAGUUCAAGAAGAUCUGGGCAGAGUAUGACCCUGAAGCAACGGGACGAAUCAAACAUCUGGACGUAGUCACACUUCUGCGGAGGAUUCAACCACCGUUGGGCUUUGGUAAAUUUUGUCCCCACCGCUCAGCAUGUAAGCGCCUGAUUUCCAUGAACAUGCCGCUGAACAGCGAUGGCACAGUGACCUUCAAUGCCACACUCUUUGCACUGGUCAGAACGGCUUUAAAAAUCAAAACGGAAGGAAACUUUGAGCAGGCCAAUGAGGAGCUGAGAGCCAUCAUUAAGUCAAUCUGGAAGAGGACCAGUAUGAAGUUGUUGGACCAGGUCAUUCCGCCAAUUGGAGAGGAUGAAGUCACUGUUGGAAAGUUCUACGCAACCUUCCUGAUUCAGGAACACUUCCGCAAGUUUAUGAAGCGGCAGGAGGAAUACUACGGUUACAGACCCACCAAGAAGAACGCUGAUGAGAUUAAGGCAGGUCUGCGCAGCAUCGAGGAGGAAGCAGCACCUGAGCUGCACAGGGCCAUCUCAGGUGACCUGAUCGCUGAGGAUGAGAUGGAGCGUGCCAUGGAGGGUGGAGAGGAGGGCAUCUACAGGCGGACAGGAGGUCUGUUUGGACUCAACGCAGACCCCUUCUCCUCUGAGCCCAGCAGCCCCCUCUCAACACAGGUGACCAGCCAGAGACCCCUGCAGUUUGUGGAGACUCGUUUGGAGGAUGUAGAGUCACCUCCAGACUCCGUCUUCCUCCCGAACACUGUGUUCUUCCCUGAUAACAUGCCAACAACAACCAACACCAAUAACAAUGCCAACUUUGUUGAAGAUUUGUCAUCCAGGUUUACGUUUGAGAGCGAGUCACUGUCAGCCGAUGCAACCAGAAACUAUUCAUACGAAGACAUAAGAGACUCUAGUUCAUAUGUGGGCGGGGCCUCAAGUGUCGAUGACAGACGGCUGUCAGAUUUCACUGUGAGGACAGAUAUCACACAGUUCCCCUAUAACCCCUCAUAUGGAGCAUCAAAGAACCAGACAGCAGCAACAGAAGCUUCACCAGCCACCGACAAACUCAUUCAGCAGGCACUGAGAGACGGUGGUCUAGACUCCUUGGCUGGAGACCCACAGUUUGUAUCUGUGACUAGGAAGGAGCUGGCAGAAGCCAUUAAUGUUGGCGUGGAGGAUAUGGAGGGAAUGGCUAAGAGUAUUGUAAACGAGCAGAGCGGAAAGGUAACAAAACGUAAACGGCGUCCCAUCCCAGUUCCACCCGGCGCCAAGUCAACCAAACCGAAGGAAAGCACUAGUGCGGUGUAGAAACAUACUGAGAGACAAUUUUAAAAAUCCAUGAGACGUCAUCAGCCUGAAUCUUCUGCCAUUGUCUGAAAUCACUUAUUUAAAAGUUUAUGAACAGGUGGUGCACUGGUUGUUUUCAAAGGGUACUUUUUUCAAAGAUGGUAAGAGAAAUAAAUGAAGCCUGGUGGGUUUUAUUUCUGAUGGCUGUUCUGAUUUAGGACUUGCUUUUUGGUGACUGAAUUUACCAGACAUCCUCAAUAAUAUUGUUCACACUUUGUUCUGUGAACAUUUACAGUUGAGUGAGUUACAUAAUACAGACAAAUGCCUGAAAACUUUGUCAUCUGUGGACAUAGAGCCACAAUGGCAAGUCUUUUCUUUGAUUUGUCUGCCACAUAUACAUGUGGUUUAAACGUUUUUGUAUUUAAAUAAUUGUUACACUGAAUUGGAGGGAUUAUCAUGUUUACAGGAAAAUGCUUAGCUUUUAGUUUUUAAAGAUUUUUAGAAUAAAAAAAACAUGCUGUACACACAAAACAUACUGUUUCUAAAGAGAAAAUUCGAUUUUAGUUCUUUUUCAUUAAUUUAUUUUAAUCUAAUUUAAAUGGAAAGUGUUUGCAUGCUUGUGACUGACAGGACAAGUACAAUAUGCAACACUUUAUUUGUGUUUUUACAUUUACUCACUUUAGCAAAUACUUUUAUGCAAAGUGACUUACAAAUGAGGCAAGAGGGGUUUAUAAUGUUAACGUAUGUUUUUAUCAGCAAACAUAAAUGUACAUAAAUGUUUCAGCUUUUACAUUCUUCAAAAAAAUCUUCCUCAGUGCUCAUAAUGAGAUUUGCGUUACAGAUAUGAUGCCGUCAUGGCCCGCAACAUAGUUUUCGUUGGCUUAAACGCAGGGUACGGUAGGAUCCACAGCUAGAUAAAUGAGCAUAGAAGCCCUAUGAUUACAACGACCAUCAUUUUAAGUGUCAAAAAUUCUGGAAUUAUCGUACAUUAAGGUUUUUUGUUUUGUUUUGUUUUUUUUAUUGAUCGUACAUCGUACAGAGGUCAACUGAUGCGGAAGUAAGCCUGGUGAUUAGCGGCUAACGUUAUAGGCAAAUAACGAGAAAUGUGCAGUAAACUGUAAAACUGUUUGGCGGUGUGUUCAUAAUUAAGAUAAUACAUUUAAAUAAUAUGGUAAGACACCAGUUUGGUAUUUAAUAUUUAGCAGCAAAAUGAGCUGUUUGGUACAGCUAAAAAUAGCUGGACGUGAAUGAGACCGGAAGCCAGACCCAUAAAAUUUACAAAUGACCGAACCCACUCUUAUGACAAAAGUUAGCUGGAUAUGGAAUUAUUAAGGAUUGUUUUUUAUUAUUUUGUUUAACGGCUUGUAUAUUUGUUAUAUAGUACAGACGAGAUGGAUAUAGGAAAGUGAGAAUGGGAUCAGUACGUGACGCAGGCCGGAUUUAAACUGUCCCUCCGUUUUUUUUUCUUUUGGGGAUUUGUUUAGUUUUUUGUGCACUACCCACAGGCACUGACUCCUUUUUCCUUAAAAAAGGGAUUUUUAGUGGGCUAUAGGAGUUUUCUAGGGACACUGGAUGUAGACACAUGUAUGCACGUCAAAAUACAAUGCAGAUACUUGACUAAAAUAACACUGAAACUGAAAAAAACACUGUUGCUCUAAACAAAGUUUUUCACUGAGCAACAUAUCAGAUUUUUAAAAAUUUUUCUUCUCGGUGUGGCAGCUGAAGUCCUCAAAUGAAACAAUUUUGCUUGUGACUCCACCGACUAUUACAACAUUGCACCUUUUAACUUUAAUAGUAGAAGAAUGUGUUGACCGAUGCCACAGAUUGACGUCUUAAAGCUGUAUUUUCUCUUGUAUAAGGUCUGAUCUGUAAUUUCUGUUCAGCACGUUUUUAUAUUUCAUUGCAAAGUACACAAUUUUGUUGAUGGAUUUGCAUUCAUUUACACACAUUUUCACUUUGUGUCUUGCUAAUGGAUAUGUAAUGAGGUUAAAAGUGCAUUUUAAUAAACAUGAAAGAUGUUUAUAUUUUUUUCUUUGGAUAUGGGAAGAGGCUCUGUAGCUGUAUAGAUUUAUAUGUUCAGAUGUACAAAUCAU